UCUGGGACGGGCAAGGCUGGCUGCGACUCAAGUGCCUCGUAGCACGGAAGCGUGUGCACGCCCGUCUCUCCGUACUUCCAGCCGGCGGUUCUGCGCAGCCUCCCGGAGCUCCCUCGUCAUACGCCCCUCCCGCUCCCUCACCACCCUUACUUCCGUCUGAUUUUCAGUUGCCGCGGCGUCUUAGGGUCUGUUCGCUAGACUCUCUUCCCUAACGUCUGUGCCUGCAGCGCUUCUAGAGAGUAACAGCAAAAGAAAAGCCUCAAAGGCAGCUGUUGCAACAUCAACGUCUAUUCGCAAUUGUUUUUCUGGCUACUAAGCAGAAAGGCUCUUCUGAACCCAGGAACAACAGUAACCCCUGGCCCUCCUUUCCUCUCAGCGCCUCAACUUCUACCCAGCAACAAGCCCCGACCCCAGCUUUCGUCUCUCUUAUUGGCUAACUUGAAUCCUCAUCUGCCGUUCUGAUUGGUCAUCUAUAAUCAUCCGAAGUUUUCCAAUUGGCGAAGCCGCUGAAGGAUCUUUUUUUUUCCGGGUUGGUCCACUGGGGAAGCGGAGUCGCUUCUGCGGGAUUAUUUUUCCGGAGCCGCUUCUGAUUGGGCGGUGUGGUACUAUGCGCGCGACCCUUUAGAUACCAAGCUGUCGGGAGGUCUGACCCUUUCCUCGCCGUGUUCCCGCCGAUCAUGGAGGAGCGCCUGCAGGUGGCUCAGCUGUACAAGGAAGAAGGGAACCAGCGCUACCGGGAAGGGAAGUACCGAGAUGCUGUGAGCAGGUACCAUCGAGCUCUGCUUCAGCUGCGGGGUCUGGAUCCAAGUCUGCCAUCCCCGAUACCUAAUUUAGGACCUCAGGGCCCGACUCUCACACCUGAGCAAGAAAACAUACUGCACGCCACCCAGACAGACUGCUACAACAAUCUAGCUGCCUGUCUCCUUCAGAUGGAGCCAGUGAACUAUGAACGAGUGAGAGAAUACAGUCAGAAAGUCCUGGAACGACAACCUGAUAAUGCCAAGGCCUUGUAUCGGGCUGGAGUAGCCUUUUUCCACCUGCAGGACUAUGACCAGGCUCAGAACUACCUCCUGGCUGCUGUCAAUAGGCAGCCUAAAGAUGCCAGUGUCCGGCGGUACCUACAGCUUACACAGUCGGAACUCAGCAGCUACCAUAGGAAAGAGAAGCAGCUCUACCUGGGCAUGUUUGGUUAACAAAGAAGAAAGAUGCUCCUCCACUUGAACUUAGGAGAACCUUUAAAGACCCAUGAAGGGGAAAUCUGAGCCUCAUCAAGAGAAAUUAACUCUAUACCUCUGACCCAGGUGGAUUUCUGUUUUGUUUCCAGUUCUACACAAACUACUAGUCACACAGUCUGUGUUUUUUGUUUUGUUUUGUUUUGUCUAUCCAUCUAUAUAUUUGUGUUGCUUUCAGUACAUGUUAUUGUUGGAGACACUUUGCCUUGAGAAAUACAAUCAGAAAACAUCA
Galeopterus variegatus (Sunda flying lemur) is the source of this 1464-nucleotide messenger RNA. RefSeq names its product tetratricopeptide repeat domain 9C (gene TTC9C). The record is from RefSeq and is a predicted model, not a curated record. The transcript has 4 exons. The coding region runs from base 678 to 1193 and encodes 171 amino acids. Lineage: Eukaryota; Metazoa; Chordata; Mammalia; Dermoptera; Cynocephalidae. Gene Ontology annotation, molecular function: protein binding.